CUGGCUGAAAACUUUAGAGAUUAUUUUCAUACCAACAGUUACAGCGCUUUUCUUUCCUUUCUUCUUUUUUUUUUAACAUCUUUUUAAUUUCAAGUAUAAAUCUAUCUUUACGUUUUCAAAGCAGAGGCUCGGCGGCCAUCUUUAAUCAAGGUAAUGUUGAAGAAAAGCAGGGUGCCGCAAUCCAGGAGAGUAGAAAUCCUGUCUCUGUUUCAAAGAUACACAGAAGGCCUCCCUACUUUACCUGCGAGUGCUCUGCUGACGUUUCUCUGUAAGGAACAAAUGGAGCUCACAGCGAACAAAGACACGGCGGAGGAUCUGAUCGACAGAUAUGAGAUUGAUGAGGCAGCUGUAGAAAGCAGGUGCAUGACGUUCGAAGGCUUCCUCAGAUAUAUGGAGUCCAAAGACUGCUGCGUGUUCAACCGGAUUCACAAGACGGUGUACCAGGACAUGGACCAGCCUCUCACUAGCUACUUCAUCUCCUCGUCUCACAACACCUACCUGACCGGAGAUCAGCUGGUCGGGAAAAGCCACCUGGAUGCGUAUGUUAGCGCGCUGAGGAAAGGCUGCCGCUGUCUGGAGAUCGACUGCUGGGAUGGUCCAGACGCGGAGCCUGUAGUUUACCACGGCUACACCCUCACCACCAAGAUUUUAUUCAAGGAUGUCAUCAGAACUAUACAACAACACGCCUUUGAGGUCUCCGCCUACCCGGUGAUUCUGUCUCUGGAAAACCACUGCUGCGAGGAGCAGCAGCAAGUCAUGGCCAAGUACCUGACCUCCAUCCUGGGGGACAAGCUGCUGAAGAGUCCUUUAGAUCACCCAACCACCGGAGACCUCCCAAGCCCAAAUGACUUGAUGUAUAAGAUCCUGAUCAAGAACAAAAAGCUAAAGUCACAGCUUAGGAGCGAGGACAAGACAGAGGACAGUGCAGAUGAGGCUGAGGAUGCUGAUGAUGAGGAUGAGGACGAGGAUGAGGAUGAGGACAGCUUUCAAACUAAAGCAAAGUUCUGGUCUUCAAGAAGAACGGUUUCAAAGAAGAAAAAGGUGAAGGUGACCCUUCACCGGGCUUUAUCGGACCUGGUGAUUUACACGCGGUCUGUCAAGUUCAUCAGCUUCAGCCACUCCAGGGACAAUCAGAACUGCUAUGAGAACACAUCCAUGUCAGAAAAGAAGGCGCGCAAGCUCAUCAAGGUCUCAGGUUCCAGUUUUAUUCAGCACAAUCAAAGGUUCCUAAGCAGAAUUUAUCCAGCAGGCUCGAGAACGUCCUCAUCCAAUUACAACCCGCAGGAGUUCUGGAGCGUCGGCGCGCAGCUCGGCUCCUGUCACUCCGUCUGUCGUUGCACUUCCUCCUCAUCCGUCUCCAUCGCUCAUUCAGUGGCUCUGAAUUUCCAGUAUCCAGGCCUGUCCAUGGACCUCAACAACGGCCGUUUCCAAGACAACGGCGGCUGCGGGUACGUCCUGAAGCCAGCGGUGUUGAUGUCCAGUGAGAGGAGCUUUGAUCCCACCACCAGCUACCGCUACCUCAAACCCACACAGCUGGUGCUCAAGGUGAUAAGUGGGUCCAACCUUCCAGUCAUCAAAUCUCGAAACACUCUCGACCCAUUUGUCCGAGUGGAGAUUCAUGGGAUUGCAUUCGACUCCCGCAGUAAAAGCACUCACAUUGUCAAAAACAAUUCUCUGACUCCUCACUGGGACACCGACAUGAACUUUAGCAUCACCGUCCCCGAGCUCUGCCUCAUCCGCUUCUGCGUGCGUGACCAGAUGACCCUCUUCAAGAGCGAGUUUGUGGGCCAGUACACGAUGCCCUUCACCAGUUUGAAAAAAGGCUACCGCUGGGUGCCUCUCCUGUCCCGACAAGGAUACAGUCUGGAUCCGGCUUCCCUCUUCGUGUUGGUUUCGUAUUAGUGUCAAUCUAAGAUGGACUCUCUCACACACAGUUUAGAUACAAAGAUGGAUGGAUUAUCCAGCACCCAAUAAGAACAACAAAAUAUCAAUAAUUAAGUUACACAAUGCAUGAUUUUCUGAGAUAUAAAUAUACAUUUUAUUGACAAAAUAUGUAAAUCUCUAUUUUUACUGCUGGCUAAUAGAGUUACAGAAAAGAAACUGAUUGCAUACUGCUUGAAUUUCUUAAUCCAUACAUUAAAUCACAUACAUUUUCAUCCAAUAAUCACCUUGAAGAUAUAAACAUGGACUACAAA
Molecule: messenger RNA, 2195 nt
Organism: Poeciliopsis prolifica (blackstripe livebearer)
Lineage: Eukaryota; Metazoa; Chordata; Actinopteri; Cyprinodontiformes; Poeciliidae
Product: 1-phosphatidylinositol 4,5-bisphosphate phosphodiesterase zeta-1-like
Exons: 13
Coding region: 154-1902 (582 amino acids)
Biological process (GO): lipid metabolic process; positive regulation of cytosolic calcium ion concentration involved in egg activation; intracellular signal transduction
Cellular component (GO): nucleus
Molecular function (GO): phosphatidylinositol-4,5-bisphosphate phospholipase C activity
Source: RefSeq, a predicted model, not a curated record